UCCAUUUCGCUAUUUAACCCCAUUCACACACACUCUCUCUCAAUUCCAGCUCCGACGCAGACACCGUAGAAAGCACACACUUCGCCGCGAUUUUUCUUGCAAAGCAAUGGCGAUGACCGGAGGCAUUUCCGAAGUCAAGGGAUUCCAAAACAGCAUCGAAUUUGAUGAUCUCGCUCGCUUCGCCAUCUCUGAACAUAAUAAGAAAGCGAACGCCAAUUUGGAGUUUGGGAAGGUUGUGAAUGUGAAACGGCAGGUGGUUUCUGGGACAAUGCAUUAUAUUACGCUUGAGGCAGCCGAUGGGGGUCAGAAAAAGGUGUAUGAAGCUAAGGUGUGGGAUAAGCCAUGGGAGAACUUCAAGGAAGUGCAAGAGUUCAAUCUUGUUGGUAAUGCCUAAACCAAUGCCACUGCUAAUCAAGUUCUCUGUAGUAGUACUUGCAGAAAAUAAAGUCUGAUCUACUGUUAUACUCUCAACAAAUCCUAAAGCGUGUAUGUAUGUGCUAUGAUUAUUAAUGAAUGUUGUGUGUUUAUCAAGUA
This is a messenger RNA of Ipomoea triloba (trilobed morning glory), 534 nucleotides long. Its product is annotated as cysteine proteinase inhibitor A-like. Gene Ontology annotation, molecular function: cysteine-type endopeptidase inhibitor activity. The record is from RefSeq and is a predicted model, not a curated record. Lineage: Eukaryota; Viridiplantae; Streptophyta; Magnoliopsida; Solanales; Convolvulaceae. The transcript has 2 exons. The coding region runs from base 107 to 394 and encodes 95 amino acids.